AUGUCUGACCAAGAGUUAUUGGCUCAAAUAAGGGCAUUAAAAUUGGAAAAUGAAGCAUUAAAAGUACGUCUUUCCAACACUCCUCUCCCACCUUCUCCAAAUCCUUUAUCGCUAGAGGAAUAUAAUCGUUAUGGAAGACAAAUGAUUGUAGAUAUGCCUUCUCCAAUCGAAUCCGGCCUUCCAGCGCAACUAAAAUUGAAAUCUGCCAAAAUACUAAUAAUUGGUGCAGGUGGAUUAGGAUCACCCGCUUUAUUAUAUUUAGCUGGUGCAGGUGUAGGGACCAUUGGUAUAGUGGAUAAUGAUAUCGUAGAUACAUCAAAUUUACAUCGUCAAAUUAUUCAUGAUUCUCAUAGAGUUAAUAUGUUAAAAUGUGAAUCUGCAAAAUUAUCUAUACAAAAUUUGAAUCCUAACGUCAAUGUGGUAACUUAUCCAACAAGAUUGACUCAUUCAAAUGCAUUCGAAAUAUUCGAAGGAUAUGACUUGAUUUUAGAUUGUACUGAUACUCCUUUAACUAGAUAUUUAAUUAGUGAUGUUGCUGUGAAAUUAGGAAUCACUGUGGUGUCCGGAUCAGGUGUCGGUACUGAGGCACAAUUGACGAUUUUGAAUUUCAUGAAUAUGGGUCCAUGUUACAGAUGUUUUUUCCCUGUUCCACCACCACCUACUUCAGUUGCAUCAUGUUCUGAAGGGGGUGUCAUAGGACCUUGUAUUGGUGUUAUGGGUGUCAUGAUGGCUGUAGAGGCUAUCAAGUUUAUUGUCGGUGCCUACACAGUAGAAAAUUUUGAACCUUACUUAGUGCUUUAUUCAGGAUUCCCAGGGACCUCUUCUGGUCAAUCUAUGAGAACCUUCAAAAUGAGAAGAAGACAGAAAAAUUGUGCAUGCUGCAGUAAUGAACCAAGUAUUACAAAAGAAUCCAUUGAAAGUGGUUCCAUUAAUUAUGAAUUAUUUUGUGGGUCUAGAAAUUACAAUGUUUGUCAAGCCGAUGAAAGGAUUUCUGUACAUGAGUUUGAUUCUGCCUUUUCACCGAGAGAUACUGAAAGGGCAGUCAAGGAAAAUCUAAUAAUGUUAGAUGUAAGACCAAACCACCAUUAUAAUAUUUCUCAUCUACCUGAUACAGUGAAUAUCCCGUUAAAAGUAUUGAAAAAUAUGAAUGGUUCAAUGGAACUGUUACAAGAGGUCAUUCCAACAGUUAAUACAGAAAGUGAAGUUAUAGUUCUUUGUCGGUAUGGUAAUGAUUCUCAGCUUGCAACGCGUUUACUAAAGGACGAGUUCAAAAUUGGAAAUGUUAAAGAUGUUAAGGGCGGUUUUUUUAAGUAUAUUGAUGAGCUUGAUACAACAAUACCCAAAUAUUAG
Molecule: messenger RNA, 1350 nt
Organism: Naumovozyma dairenensis CBS 421
Lineage: Eukaryota; Fungi; Ascomycota; Saccharomycetes; Saccharomycetales; Saccharomycetaceae
Gene: UBA4
Product: Uba4p
Exons: 1
Coding region: 1-1350 (449 amino acids)
Biological process (GO): protein urmylation; tRNA wobble position uridine thiolation
Cellular component (GO): cytoplasm; cytosol
Molecular function (GO): adenylyltransferase activity; URM1 activating enzyme activity; thiosulfate-cyanide sulfurtransferase activity
Source: RefSeq, a predicted model, not a curated record